AUGGCAGCUGUGAGGCCCGCGUUGGGCCGCGUCCUCCCCGGAUCUUCUAUGCUCUUCCUGUGCGACAUGCAGGAGAAGUUCCGCCACGUUGUGUACUUCCGCCAGAUCGUCUCUGUGGCUGCGCGCAUGCUCAAGGUGGCCCGGCUGCUGAAUGUGCCAGCUGUGCUGACUGAGCAGUACCCGCAGGGCCUGGGCCCCACGGUGCCCGAGCUGGGUGCUCAGGACCUGCAGCCCCACUCCAAGACCUGCCUCAGCAUGGUGCCUGUGGUGCAGCAGGAGCUGGACGCUCGGCCCCAGUUGCGUUCUGUGCUCCUCUGUGGGUUAGAGACACAAGCCUGCAUCUUGCAAACGGCCCUGGACCUCCUGGAUCGCGGGCUGCAGGUCCACGUGGUGGUGGACGCCUGUACCUCCCGGAGCCAGGUGGACCGGCUGGUGGCGCUGUCCCGGAUGCGCCAGAGCGGCGCCUUCCUCUCCACCAGCGAGGGGCUCAUUUUGCAGCUCGUGGGCGACGCCGCUCACCCUCAGUUCAAGGAGGUCCAGAAGCUCAUCAAGGAGCCCAGCCCCGAUAGCGGGCUCCUGGGCCUUUUCCAAGACCAGAACCCCCUCUUCCGCUGA
This is a messenger RNA of Rangifer tarandus platyrhynchus (Svalbard reindeer), 615 nucleotides long. Lineage: Eukaryota; Metazoa; Chordata; Mammalia; Artiodactyla; Cervidae. The record is from the annotation of a GenBank genome assembly.